AUGACGAUACUGUCCUCGAUAAUCCUAUCGGCAUUGGCUUUUAGUCGUGCGUUCAGUCUGCCCAUCUCAGAGGAUGAACAUGUGGUACACGAGCAGCUCGGAGUUCCACAUUCGAGAUGGCAGGUCAAUAGCAUGCUUCCGAGGGAUCUGAACCCUCGAAUCCAGAUGCGCAUCGCGAUCACGCAGCAAAACCUCCAUCGUGGUGAGGAAUUCCUGAUGGAAGUGUCUGACCCUGCAUCCCCUUUCUUCGCACAACAUUGGAGCAAAGAAAAAAUUGCAGAUGUCUUCUCGCCCUCCAGAGAAAGCACUGAAGCAGUCAAGAACUGGCUCGUAACGUUUGGCAUCGACGUCAACCAGAUCACGCCUUCAAAAGAUGGAGGUUGGCUGACAUUUCCCAUCGGACUGAGUGACGCCGAGGAUUUGCUGCGAGCAAAAUAUCAUGUUUACACAGACUCUCAGACGGGCGACAGUCAGCUGGCUUGCGACUCUUACAGUGUUCCGAAGUCAAUUCGGUCUCAUAUUGAUUUCAUCACGCCAACUGUCCAUCUCACCACUCGCAAGUCGAAGCAAGUUCGAUCACUGCCCAAAAGCCAUGACUUUAGACUCAAUCCUGUCAAGACCUCCAAUCUAGCUACAACUGAUCGCCGCCUCAAAGGAAAAGAUCUUACGGUUUGUGAUACACUCACCACGCCAGACUGUCUCCGUGCUUUGUACAAAAUUCCAGCGGGGAAGACCGCCAAUCCUAAGAACACGUAUGGAAUUUUGGAGUUGAGCCCAGAGACAUAUAGCCAGGACGGCCUGAAUGUUUUCUUCAAGAAUUUCACGAAGGAGUUGGUGGGAAGACCGCCGGCUUUGGAAAGCAUCGAUGGCGGGAGUCGUCCUCCUCCUGGCCCUCCGGCAAUCUCCUCGAGCUGGGUGGAAGGUAACCUCGAUUUAUCUUACUCGAUGUCCUUGGUGUACCCACAGAAUGUCACACUCUACCAAAUCGGUGACAACUUCAUUGGUGGAUCCUUUGAGCUUUUUCUCGAUGCAGUAGACGGAUCUUAUUGCACGUAUCUCGGCGGCGAUGACCCCACUCUGAACCCUCAGUACCCUGACCCGAUUCUUAGUGGCUACAACCAAACUAAAAUGUGCGGCGGUGCCAAACCACCAACUGUAGUGUCCAUCUCUUACAGUGGUGAUGAGUUCUUCUUCACUGAGUUCUACACGAGCAGGAUGUGCAAUGAGUACAUGAAGCUUGGUCUCCAGGGCAUGUCCAUUCUCUUUGCAUCUGCAGACUACGGUGUUGCAGGAUGGCAAGGCUGUUUGGACCCAGCAACAACAGGAACGUUAUUCAGCCCCGCGUUCCCAGCUUCCUGCCCGUAUGUGACCAGCGUAGGAGCCACUCAGAUUCCAGUCAACUCAUCAGUAUUCGAUCGGAACGUCGAAGUAGCUGUUGACUUCCCUAUUUACUCAUCAGGAGGUUUCAGCAAUCAUUUCGCGAUGCCGAAGUAUCAGGAGAAGGCUGUUUUGAAUUGGUUCAAGAAACAUCCAACUGGGUACGGAAUGGGUGUUUUCAAUGACUCGAUGAAGGCGAGAGGUGGACCGGAUGUUGCUGCGCUGGGAAGGAAUUUCAUCAUUGGCGUGGGGAAGAACUUGCCUUAUGUGCCGGAGGACACUUAUCAACUUGUUGGGGGAACUUCUGCUUCGGCACCAGUGUUCGGUUCCGUACUCACUUUGAUCAAUGAAGCGCGCCUUAAUGCUGGGAAGAAGUCAAUUGGGUUCGUAAAUCCGGUGCUUUAUGCGCAUCCAGAAGUCAUGAACGACAUCACAGAAGGGAGUAAUCCUGGAUGUGGUACUGGAGGUUUCAAUGCUACGAUCGGUUGGGAUCCUGUGACAGGACUUGGAAGCCCAAAUUUCGAGAAGAUGUUGAAGCUUUAUAUGUCUUUGCCUUAA
Messenger RNA from Cadophora gregata, 1935 nucleotides. RefSeq lists its product as uncharacterized. Gene Ontology annotation, molecular function: serine-type endopeptidase activity; tripeptidyl-peptidase activity. Gene Ontology annotation, biological process: proteolysis. Bases 1 to 1935 code for a protein of 644 amino acids. The transcript is spliced from 3 exons. The record is from RefSeq and is a predicted model, not a curated record. Lineage: Eukaryota; Fungi; Ascomycota; Leotiomycetes; Helotiales; Ploettnerulaceae.